Messenger RNA from Vespa mandarinia (Asian giant hornet), 3136 nucleotides. Its product is annotated as CD151 antigen. Lineage: Eukaryota; Metazoa; Arthropoda; Insecta; Hymenoptera; Vespidae. The record is from RefSeq and is a predicted model, not a curated record. Gene Ontology annotation, cellular component: plasma membrane.
AUUAUAUAUGGUAAUGAUGAUUUUUUUUAUUUUUUUUUUUUUCAAAUGUUAUAUAGAAACAGUUACUCGAUUCUUAGAAUAAUUCUCAUUUCUAUUUUCAUCGAUGAAAGCCGCACCUGAAUGAACGAACGCAAAACUCGUGGAUAAAUGUAGAUAUCGAUGCAUAUGGGGGGCCUUUCAUCCCCUCUUUUCUCUUCCGCACCUUUCUAUUUCCUUCCGGUUCCAUGCGGCUGGUCGCGCAUGAGGGCACGCAACGUGAGUAUGCUAACAGAUGCCAGAGUUUGUAUGGCACUGUACAUCUAUCGAGCUCGUGCGAGCGUUUCAGUAUUCGAGCACGCGCGAGUAAGUGAACUUCGUAAUCGAAUCGUACCAAAGAGCAGAUAUUAUAACGCGUCAUCCCUUUACGAUGGCAUAACUUUCGUUGUUAUUUUCGUUUUUUCUUUUUUUUUUUUCAAGUGAACAACGUGAAACUUUAACAUGUUGAUUAUAUAUUAACAACAAUAAUAAAAUUAAAUUAUAUUAAAAUACAUUAUAACAUUGCUUAAUAUUCUUAUUGUUAUUAUGGAAAAUAAAAAGCUAGUAUUGUCACGAGCUUUCGUAUGCUGCACGAAUAUUAUUUUUUUGAUAUCAGGUUUUAUUCUAAUGUCAUUGGGAGCAUUAUUAUUAGCUGACAAUGAAAGAAUUUUACUAUCGCGCUUAUUAGGACUCAGUGAUGUUCUACCUGAUCAACCACUAUUUUAUUACUUAGCCUUUGCCAUCUCUGCUUUAGGAUUUUUCAUAGCGGUAACUGGUCUUUUUGGAUGCUGGGCGGCAUGUCUUUUCAAUCAAUGUAUUACGAUAUCGUAUAUAGUGACGAUUAUGUUAUUACUACUUAGCGAAUGUACCGUAUUCAUUGUCGCUAUAUUCUGGCCUUACUUAUUGGGAAUCGAUGUUAGACCGGCCCGAUUGAUAAGGGCAUUACAACGUAGUUACGCAGUUCCAGGACGAGAACAAUUCACAGCAGCUCUUGACUUAGCACAAACCACGUUUUCCUGUUGUGGCAUAAACGGAAGCAACAAUUACGGUACUUCAUGGUGGAGGCUGCAGGAAGUUGGUCGAAGAGAAUUGGUAGUACCUCUCAGUUGCUGCACCCUGAAUAACGCCAAUGAGACGGACUCCUUCCUUAAUCCUGAACCUGCCAAUCUCACUCUCUGUCAAGCUUUAAAUCCCGCCGAACAUCAGUAUGCUCGGCACACGACGGGAUGCCUGGAAAUGAUCGAAAGAUGGACGCAAGAGCAAGCGUUAAUCUUACUCGCCAUCGGUCUGUCGAUUAUCUUCGUCGAGGUUAGCGUCCUCUUAAGUACUUUCUUCGCAUGCUCGAAGAAUAAUAAGAGAAAGAAAUCGCAAACCUCGACGUUUACUUCUACGCAAACUUUGAGUCCCUUCAAUGAGAACGAUCAUGAUUUUGGAUUAGGAAUAGAAAAUAGAAUGCAUAUAUGGUCGGGGGGCAGCGAGAAUUUAGAUGAAAAAAAAGUGAUCGAGCACGAAUACGAUAAACCAACGAGACAAAAUGGAAGAAGUAUAAUCGAGGAUUGGAAGGAUUCUCCGAAAUAUGAUGAAAAUAUUAUUAGAAGCGAUCAACUUUACGAGGAACGAGCUGUCGAUGUAAUUAUGGAUUAUCAUAAUCAUCAACAUAAUCAUCGUCAAAUAGAAAAUAUUUCCUCAGAGUUCAACAAACAGAUAGGAUCGUCUUUGUUAAAAAUCGAUAUUCCGAAAGAGAAUGAAGGGAGCAAAGAGAGUAUUAUAAAAAUUAAACGACCACAAGGUGGUGGUACCGUCAGAAGUAUACCAAUAAAAGAUUAUCAAACUUCGAUAGCUCAGAACAUAGGUACGUUAAGACGAUCGAUGGCACCGCAAUUGCAAUUUGAAUCUUUAGUUUCCGAACCUGAAAAAAAUAUUCCAAUGAUUCCAUCAAAACAGAGAAUAUCCAUUAUUAAUAAUGAUACCUCGAAUAUUCAGCAAUGUUCAAUGUUUCCAUUAGAGUCUGAAAAAUCGAAUAAUACUUGCCACGAAAUUUCAAAAUCCCUCGAUACGCUGACGAGGAAAGAGGACAGCGUCAACGAUGGAAAGUCCAUGGAAAGCGUUCGUAAGGGGAGCGUUCGCGAUUUCAAUGAUACGGCCAAUUACUUUCGCAGAUCGUAUAGAAAAAGGUUAAGCUCCAAUUGUCGCAAAACACGAGAUAAUAAAGAUGAUAAGGAGUUGGUUCGUACGCGUGGUCACGUAGGUCAGAAGAUAUAUGUUUACGAGGAGAAUGCUCGUCGUAGCGAAAGAAAUUUUGAUCCUAUUCUCGAAUCGAGAAAACAUCGUACUAUCGGUGUACCUUUGGUUGGAAUGCAUAAUGCUUGUGGAUUACCCGUUAUAGCGUCUUGGAACGAUGCUGAGAUUUUUCAACCUCUUCGAACGAGUACCACGGUGUUAGGAACAAUGGCUCCUGUUUUAGGAGGAUCUAGAUUAUCUUCGAACCUUCGAAGAAGAACACAUCCCAAGAGAAGAGCACCAGAUCCAACUCGAUCCAAUCACACACUAGCUCGAGUCGUUAAACGCAACGAUUCUAAAAGAUCGACAGUAAAAGGUAAUGAUGAAAACAAUACGAGGAGAAAGAGGAAUCGCUCAUCUUUCAAAACCGUAAAUCGUCCUAAUAUAUCCUCGAAAAAUUCUUUCAAACGAACUGUUCGAGGUGGAAAAUAUACACUUGGAAAAGCAUAUUUAACGAAUACUUUGGAUAGAAAAGUUUUCAAAGGGAAUGCGAAAAGAAGAACUCUUUAUGCCAAAGAUGACGGUGAGGAAGCUGUGCAGGCUUUGAAAAAUUUGUGCUUAAAUCCAUUGGCGCGAAAUGAAUCUCAGGAGGAUAUGAUAUGGUGAUCAGAAAUGUUACCUGCAACAAAGCGAAGGAUGUGAUUUUCGUCUUUGUUUGUUUGUAAAUAAAUGGACGGUAUAAAUUAUUCAUUGAUCCAAAGAUUUUCUAAUAAAUGAAAAUCCUUGCUGCCCUCGUUGAUAAAUCAAUCAUGUGCUUAGCUUAACUCAUUCUACUUAUUUUAAUUAAAAGUAUGAUUUCGAUGUAACCAACGUAUUUAGAAUUUUAGAAUUAAUUGAAAUA